This is a messenger RNA of Corticium candelabrum, 894 nucleotides long. RefSeq lists its product as uncharacterized. The record is from RefSeq and is a predicted model, not a curated record. NCBI's taxonomy places the organism in Eukaryota, Metazoa, Porifera, Homoscleromorpha, Homosclerophorida, Plakinidae. The transcript has 3 exons. Bases 1 to 894 code for a protein of 297 amino acids. Gene Ontology annotation, biological process: signal transduction; regulation of apoptotic process. Gene Ontology annotation, molecular function: protein binding.
AUGUCUGCUCGUGAUCCUUCGCUGAGAAGACGCCUAAAGCAUCAUUAUGAGUAUCUCGUCAACGAACUCAUGAUCCCCAACUACUUGGGCCUGUUCUUUUCCGCAGACGUCAUUUCGAUGAGAGAAAUGGAAACGCUGAGAGAAAUGAGGGUCAGACACGAACAGACGACACGCUUCAUAGACGAUCUCUUGCGCAAAUCGGACGAUCAGAUCGCAAAGUUCCUGGAAAUUGUACAAACAAAGUCAGACGCUCAGUCACACAUCUACGAGACCGUCAUGUCUGGUGACAUACCCGACAGACAGACAGCUAAGUCGUUUAUCGAACUAGAAUCACGUCUCCAGAAGCAACCAACAUCAGCCUCAUCGGAUCCAGCGUUUGAUUUUAGGUCACGUGACCCAAGAGAAUCCUACGGAGGCUACGACACAACUUUUAGUGAGACCGGGAGUGAGACGGGUGUUGAAAAUAGAGAACCCGUGAACUACUCAACUCCCGUCGAAGCAUUGAUCAAAAAUCCUCCCCAUGAGUGUAUUUUGGAAGUCGCUCGUCUUCUCGACAAACCCGAUGAAAUGGGCAACUCCUGGCGGCGUCUAUGGUUUGUACUGAUUGACAGACCUUUCAAUGAAUCGAUGUUUAGGGCCAUGAGGGAAGGACCGACUUGUUUUGUGUUAACUCGUUGGUGCCAAAUGAAGCCAACGUCUCAAGCAACCGUUGAACGUUUGAUUAAAGCACUAAAUGACAUCUUCAGAAACGAUGUGGCAAGAUGUCUUGAAGAGUAUUGUCAGGUUGCUCAGACGAAGAGUCGUUUUAGAAAUAGAGAUUGCUCAUCACUUAGCAGUCUUGAUCGAACUUCUAGGAGGUACAGUACGCAUAUUCUUAUGAUCUCCAUCAAUUGA